AUCAGUGGUUUAGAGGUUGCGAGUUCGAGUCCCCGCUUCUGCCUCAUUGACAGGGGCUGGACGUGAUGCUCCCUAAGCUCCUUUCCCACUUCGCCUUUCUAAGAUUAUUAAUAACUAUUUUUUAUUAUUAAAAUAUUCUGGUGUCUUAAAGCCCUUCAAGGUUGGCUGUUAAUAGAUCAGGCAGAGGGGCCUCCUUCCUGAAUUGCUGUUCAGGGUUGCGUCCUCGUUCUCUUCCAUUCCUGUGGCUGCUUUGGAGGAGAUGAACAUGCAAGAUUGUGCUGGUGGUGAUGUUGGAAGACAGCUGGAUGGCAUGGACCUAUGGCAUAAUGAAGACUUCCCAGAAAGAACCACACUGUACAGUCUCUGUGGGGAGCCCCUUGGUCCAGAUGUUCAGAGCCAGCCGUUCCGGGCGUUCUGCUACCAGGAGGCUGAAGGGCCCCGAGCGGUUUGCAGCCAACUCCACCGUCUCUGCCGUCAGUGGCUGAAGCCAGAAAAACACACCAAGAUGGAGAUGCUGGACCUGAUCGUCCUCGAACAGCUUCUGCUUGUCCUCCCACCAGCGAUGGGGAUCUGGGUCAGAGAAUGUAGGCCAGAAUCCACUUCCCAGGCUGUGUCCUUGGCGGAAGGUUUCCUCCUGGGCCAGGCAGCAGAUAAGAAGCAAGAGGAGUUGCUGGGCUUCUCACCAUUGGCCACUGGCUUCUCCCAGGCAGCCAUCCUCCCAUGGGAGCCAAGACUCAAGCUACCCUUUCAGGGGGAAACACAGGCAGAAAGUGGAGAAGCCGAUCUAUCAGGCAUUGGAAAUAUGUUGACAACACAUCCACACUCAUCUCUUCCUUAUGGUGAAAUGGAAAUAGCAUCUACUGAAUCCGAUCAGAAGUUCCAUUUUAUUUCAGGGUCCAGUAGCCUUUGAGGACGUGGCGGUGUAUUUCUCC
Pogona vitticeps (central bearded dragon) is the source of this 932-nucleotide messenger RNA. Lineage: Eukaryota; Metazoa; Chordata; Lepidosauria; Squamata; Agamidae. The record is from RefSeq and is a predicted model, not a curated record.